Messenger RNA from Scomber japonicus (chub mackerel), 1642 nucleotides. It is a transcript of the gene nup50, whose product is annotated as nucleoporin 50. NCBI's taxonomy places the organism in Eukaryota, Metazoa, Chordata, Actinopteri, Scombriformes, Scombridae. The record is from RefSeq and is a predicted model, not a curated record. Gene Ontology annotation, biological process: protein import into nucleus. Gene Ontology annotation, cellular component: nuclear pore.
UGUAAAAUGGCGGCGUGAGAGAAACACAGAGCAGCCUUAAACCUAACAAAGGAGCUAAAACCGAGUAAAACAGAGACCUGCGGCUGCCUGGGAACCAUUCAGAGGCUGAGCUGGGAAUCUACAGUCCUGGAAAAAAUAGAAAGGAGGAUGGCGAAGAGGAUCGCAGAUAAAGAGCUAACGGACAGGAACUGGGAUCAGGAGGAGGAGGGAGAGGAGGCCGGCACGUUUUCAGUGGCGAGCGACAAUGUGUUGAAGAAUCGGGCGAUUAAGAAAGCCAAGCGCCGAAACAUCGGAGGAGAGGGCGAAGUGAGCACAGCCUUCAAAGGGUUUAAAGGGUUCUCGAUGGCGGCGGCGUCCUCGGCGGCGAGCGGAGCCGCCACGCCGACGCUGUUCUCUGGGUUCGGGAACGGCGGCGGCUUCAAAGGCCUCGGCGGUCUGACCAACGGGAACAGCAUCAGUCCGUCAUUCGGAGGUUUCUCGUCUCCUGGGGCGACGUCGUCCGCUACACCCGGUCUGACGUUUAACGGCCCCGCCUCCUCCAAACCCUGCGAUGACGUCAUCGGUAAGCAGACCAACGGCUCCUCGCUGAGCUCGUCUCAGAGCGGCAGCAGCACUGGCAGCAGCAGCAGUAACAAGGAGUACAGCCGGCAGCUCACCGCUCUCAACUGCUCGGUGCGAGACUGGAUCACCAAACACGUGAACGACAACCCGCUGUGCGACCUCAACCCCAUCUUCAGGGAUUAUGAGCGGCACCUGGCCAGCAUCGAGCGGCAGUACGGAGCCGGAGCCGGAGCUGCUGGAGCUGCUGACGGAGCCUCGGAGGAGAAGAAGAAGCAGCUCCCCCCUACAGCUUCCCCUUCUCCUCCUGCUGCUGCUGCUUCCUCCUCUUCCUCCUCUUCCUCUUCUUCCUCCUCGGCAGCGGCGGCGGCUCCGACUCCGGCCGCUUUGUUCUCCUUUGGCAAAGAUAAGACGGACAAAACUGCUCCGAUCCCCGUCGGCGUCACGUUUAACUUCGGGCAGAAGGUGGACAGCUCGGCUCUGGGCUCCUUAGGGUCCAAAUCGACGCCUCCCAGCUUCUCCUUCUCCUCCUCCUCUUCCUCUUCCUCUUCCUCCUCCUCCCUGUUCGGAGCGCCCGGCUCCUUCGGCGGGAAGAAAGCGGAGGAGACUCAGCCUGCAGACGAGAACGGAGACGAAGAGUCGGACGAGCCGCCGACGGAGAUCAAAGAAGUUCAAGAGGACGACGCCUUUUACUCCAAGAAGUGUAAACUGUUCUAUAAGAAGGAGUCGGAGUUUAAGGAGAAAGGAGUCGGAACGCUUCACCUCAAACAGACCGCUGAUGGGAAGACUCAGAUGAUCAUCCGAGCCGACACCAACCUGGGAAACAUCCUGCUGAACAUCAUGGUGCAGGCGUCCAUGCCGUGCACCAGAGUGGGCAAGAACAACGUGAUGGUGGUUUGCGUCCCGAACCCGGCCGUGGACGACAAGAACGCCAACAGCCCCGUCCCUCUUCUGAUCCGAGUCAAGACGGCCGACGACGCCGACGAGCUCCACAAAACUCUGGAGGAGAAGAAAGGCUGAGCGAGCGAGCGGGCGGAGGAGCGAACCGACAAACGUCUGCCGGCCGCUUCCUUCUCUCCUUCCU